Messenger RNA from Lentinula edodes (shiitake mushroom), 668 nucleotides. Its product is annotated as Prefoldin subunit-domain-containing protein. The transcript is spliced from 4 exons. Gene Ontology annotation, cellular component: prefoldin complex; cytoplasm. NCBI's taxonomy places the organism in Eukaryota, Fungi, Basidiomycota, Agaricomycetes, Agaricales, Omphalotaceae. Bases 84 to 539 code for a protein of 151 amino acids. Gene Ontology annotation, biological process: regulation of DNA-templated transcription; protein folding. The record is from RefSeq and is a predicted model, not a curated record.
AAGUCACCCAUCGAGGUUUUGAAAGAGGAUAUCGUCACUGUGUCACGUCGCGGACCGCAUUACGUCUCAAUCUAACGUCGACCAUGGCUCAACCUCAGCCAGUCAGUUUAACAGACUUGGAUCUAAAUCAGCUCGGAGAUAUCAAGAAACAGUUCGAAGAAGAAUUAAAUCACCUCACAAAUUCCUUCGCGCAACUGAAGCAGGCUCAGGCAAAAUUCAAGGCUUGUAUCGAUAAUGUAUCAGAGAUUAAUCUUCAGAAUCGAGGCAAAACUAUCCUUGUUCCUCUCACCAAUUCCCUCUACGUUCCCGGAAAACUCAACGAUCCAGACCAUGUUCUCGUCGACGUCGGUACAGGGUACUUCGUUGAAAAGACACGCCCGCAAGCCACGAAACACUACCAAACCAAGGUCGAUUACAUUCGGACGAACCUGGAGACUCUAGAGGACACAAUUCAAAAGAAGAGGGACAAUAUGAAUGCAGUCGUAAAUGUAAUUCAAGUCAAGUUACAAGAACAGACUCGAAAUGUAAAAAAAGAUUGAGCUCACCGUUUCUUCUUGUUCAUGCCAUUGUAUCGCUGCAAAGAUGGAUCUAUCAAACCUUGUUUUCUUCUCAUGAGUGAGUACAUAUUCUCACAUGGACCCACAAUCAUCUAUCGCGGGUGAUCUACU